CACGCCAUCCAGAACGCAGGCUAUAUAACAACUCUUCUAGAUCCUAGUAUAGUACAGACAAAUAAAUCGAAAUUUUGAACUAUAAAAAACGAAACGAAACGAAACGAAACGAAAUAGGAUUUGUGUUUUAAUCAGAUUGGGAAUUCCCCGUCAUUUCAAAUAAGUACGUAUAUUAUGAACCCGGAACAAACAUAUUUGGCGAUUUGGGUUACCCAAUGUUAUGUUGUUGAUAUAGCUUUGACAGAAGAAAUAUAUGGAUUAAUCCACUUAGUUUUUGUUCCCGAUGAAAGAAUGAGUUCUUUGGAUGAAAGUAUUUGUACCAUUCUCUUGCACAUUGGUUUUGAAUCAUGCAAAGUGGUGGGUGAACUUCUAAAAACUAAAAAAAACAUCGAGGAUACGGAGAAAUAUGGUCCCCAUCCGUCGGAUGAGUUGCCAGAACACUGGUGUGAUUGUACCCGUUUGGAAGAUUUGGUUUCCGAAAUCAAGGUGGCGAUGGGACGCAUAUUCAACUACUUCAAGGAGUUACAUGAAUAUGGAGUAUGUGGUUUGAAAGAUGAAAGUUACACACAUAUUCCGAAUACAGUUUCGUCUGUUAGAAAUCAGUGUCUACACGAAAAGACACGUUUGGCACUAAGAGGUUUACUUGCAGACAGCAACACGAUUAUAAGCUGGUUGUCUGGAGCAGUUGAAGGUCAGAGAAUGGCUAGAAGACAUGGGCAAAACAAUACCGCCGUUCAGAGUCCUGGUACCACUCCAUUACAAAAAAUCUGUGAUAUCAUUACCGACGUGACUGAACAUUUGGACAAGAUCCGUGAUACAUUCAGGCUACUUUGGGGUGCUCAAGUUAGAGAGGUUAAAGAACAAAAACCAAGAAGUGACGUGGACAGUGGAUUGGCCAGUAGCGACGAUAAGUGUUUAUUUGAAGCGACUAUACAACAUACAACCGAAUGUUUACAGGCUUUAUGUGCUAGUAAUGAGUACAUCGCAGAUGGUACAACAGAAGCGUCGCUACAUAUAAAUGAUUUUGAGGCCUGUAAUAGAUCUGGUCAAUACAGUCAGAGUCGGCGACAAUCCGGACCCAUAGAAAAUGAAGAACACUGAUCUUAGAUUAUAGAAUCAGUAAAUCACUUAAACUGAUCUUAGCGUUUAUAAUCACUUAAUUAAAGAUGCAUCCUGUAAGAUUUGGAUAUAAUUGAUCGCUCUUACUAUAAUAGUUCAAAAAAGGAUAAUAAAAAUGAAUAUAUUGAAAAUUGCUUCAUUCUUAGCAAAUUUAGGAACUCUUGAAGAAUAGCGUAGUCUUGGUUGCCAAGUAUCAUUGCAGCGAUAUUAAACAAAUUCUCUAGUAUCCAGUCCUAAGUUAGAUUAUUAAAUGGAGAUCGUAUUUCAGUGUAUUUAAAUUGGUCUACAGAAUCGGUAAAUCACAUAAACUGAUCUUCGCUUUUGGAUUCAAUCAUAUAUAAACUGAUUUUAGCUUUUUUCAAUCUUAUUCAUUAAGUAAGCUUUUUAUCUUUAUAACAUAAUCACAAAAUUUCAGAUUCAACGCCUACAAUGUUCUUUCUUUAGUUUAACUAAAAGCAAAAAAAAAAUUUAUUUUAAUUUAAAUUAAAACAACUAAGAUCUAAAUGGUAAAUAUUUACAUGAUUACAAUGCUGGUUAACGAAAGGGUCUUGCAACAGUUAGAAAAUUCAUCGGCCCGUAAAAUUUAUUGCCAACCUCAAUGCCGAUAAAUAAUCAUCGGUGUGCCUGCAACGCCUUAUGGCACAUCUUGACAUUCUAUUUUAUACUAAACAUGAAAUGCUCAUAAUAUUUUAUUACAUUUUACACAUGCUUAUCAUUAUUUCUUAUUCUGAUUUGCGGAAAUCCAUUAUCUAUUUUUCAUCAAGUUUGCAAUGCAAUUAUUUAAAAUGUUAUUUUAUUAAAUGUGAUAAUAGAUGUUAUAGUAAAUUGUAAAUAUGUGGGUAAUUAUAACAUAUAUUCAGAUAAUAUCCUUUAUAUCAUUCAUACGAAAUUUACGUUGUCUGCGUAAAAUUCCAUUUUCAUUACUGUAAUUGAAAAUGUUUAUUUAAAGUUGCAUUAUGUAAGAAUUAGAUAAAGAGUCGUAUUAUAAUAUUUCAUUCGUUAAUUUAUUCAUACAAUUAGAUAUAAGAUAGUAAUUAAAAUCGUUAAUACUUCAUCACGAAUUCAGGCACUGGUUACUUCGUACGAAGUCGCAGUAGUGACCUAUGACAGACGGUGGAGGGCUUAAUAAUUAAUGAUUUUAUUUACUAUCUUAUUGUAAUCGCCCCAUAUUAAGUAUGUAUAUAGUCAAUUUUACCAUAGAUAUCGUUUUGUACAUUCAUAAAUAAGGCAGUCAAUCUGCUAUAGUCGGGCAUGCUGUUUUAAAUUGUAAAUAUUUUCCUGUAUUAAACAGUUUAAAGGAUAAA
Messenger RNA from Patella vulgata (common limpet), 2423 nucleotides. RefSeq lists its product as uncharacterized. The transcript is spliced from 7 exons. The coding region runs from base 175 to 1101 and encodes 308 amino acids. The record is from RefSeq and is a predicted model, not a curated record. Lineage: Eukaryota; Metazoa; Mollusca; Gastropoda; Patellidae.